CUCUGAUUGAGGAAAUAAAAGUGAACAUUGGAUUGAAUAGAACAGCCACAGUCUCUGAACUGUCGUCCUUACCCUAAUAUCUCUCUGUGUGAGUACCCUGUUCACCGUAUCUUUCAUAAAAUGUUGGUCUUCUCAAGAGUUAUAUACAUCAUCUUGUCACUUCUUCUUUAUUCUGAAAGUACCUUUAUAGGUCCAGCAUUGUACAGGAGACCAACAAUGUGUGGAAUGUAUAGUCCUCUAGGAAUUUGUACCAGAGAGUAUUAUCCAGUCUGUGGAACCAAUGACCGUACUUAUUUCAACAAAUGUGCUUUCUGUAUUGCAUACAGACAAAGCCGUGGUUCCAUUAAUUUGGCACAUUAUGGUAAAUGCUGAGUUUUCGAUGGAGCUGCAUCUUCCUAUGGAUCUUAUUAUGAUCACAGUUUUGCCUGAAGUCUGCAGUGGACUGGAGAUUUUGUCAUCAGGUUCUCACAGUCCUAGAAGAUUGGAUGAAUCUGUGUAGGACACAGGAUAGUAGGCUGGGCUGUCAUUGCUCUUUUCACUCCUGGGAUCCUGGGAUUUCAAUGUUUUGCAUUCUGUAGUCAGCCUUUUAAUGACACCUAAGAAUCCAAAAUUUUAAUAUAUACAUUCUGUAUACUGACAGUUUAAAAUAAUCAAUAUCUUAGUUGUAGUUCUUAA
This is a messenger RNA of Peromyscus maniculatus bairdii (prairie deer mouse), 675 nucleotides long. RefSeq names its product ovomucoid-like. NCBI's taxonomy places the organism in Eukaryota, Metazoa, Chordata, Mammalia, Rodentia, Cricetidae. The record is from RefSeq and is a predicted model, not a curated record. Gene Ontology annotation, molecular function: protein binding.